AUGGUUCCUUCGGUCGAGGACACCGGUCUUCACGAUCAUUUCAACGAUUGGCCGAACGAAAUUGGGUUUGAUGCCAACUAUGAACAACGGACUCCAGUUGAAUUAGAUGUUGCUGGCAACUUUCCGUCCUACACGGCUGGCAUUCUCUAUCGCAUUGGACCAGGAAAGUCUUCCGUUGACACCGAACAAGGAGAUAUCUUCAGAGUAUCCCACUGGUUUGACGGGUUUAGUCAAACUCAUCGAUUCGAAAUAUUAGCUGAAAAUGUGUCAUCCAGCUCCGUACGGGUGUUUUACAGCUCGCGAUUCUCAACAGACCAUCUAAUUGAGGAGGUUCGACGGUCGGGCUCGAUGGAAAAGAUCAGCUUUGGGCAAAAUCAAGAUCCGUGCAGGGCUGUUUUCAAGAAAGCCCAAAGCACUUAUGAGCCAAGUGACCCCUCGAUGCAAAAUAUUGGUGUGACGCUGUCUGUCAACAUGCCGGGCUUGGAUGGGCCAUAUCCUCCACCAAAUGAAGAGCUUCAGGGCCGCUGGACUGGCUCUUCGGACAUUAAAACCUUGUAUGCAAAGACUGAUUCCACCAGUCUUAAGGAGCUCGAUACUGUCACUCUAGAACCAAUUGGUCUUGCCACACAGAGCAGCCUGCAUCCUGAUCUGGCUGGGCCCUUCUCUGCAUCCCAUGCCCGGUCCGACCCGGUGACGGGGGAUAUGUUCAACUUCAACCUUACCUUUGGCCAAGAAUCAAUCUACCGCAUCUUUCGAGUCUCUGCCUCCACAGGAAAUACCACAAUUCUUGCAACGUUCCCUGGAGUUCCUGCCUACAUUCACUCCCUCCUGAUAACGGAGAACUACGUUCUCUUUUGUGUAUGGAACUCGCAUGUCUCCCCGGCCAAACUUCAAAAAAGCUUUGCGCAAGCAAUUCAACCCUUCGAUACAUCCAAGCCCGCAACAUGGUACGUUGUGGAUCGCCACGGAGACAAAGGCCUUGUCGCAACAUACGAAAGUGGUGCUUUCUUCUGCUUUCACACCGUCAAUGCCUGGGAGGAAUCGUCUUCGACCGAUCCUACCAAAGCCGAUAUUAUAGCGGAUCUUAUCGCGUACGAUAACCUGAAUUUCAUACAACAGGGUCUCUACGAACAACUCAUAUCGACAUCUCCCAAGGCAAAAGAACGGAUCCUUUCAAUGCAGGACAAUCGUGGAACAAUCACCAGAUUUCGUCUGCCGGCGAUCCCGACAACCCCCUGCUCCAACAUUCACUCGGCAACCGUUGUAUGGAACGCAUGCAAGGAGCUAUCCCCAGAUCUACCGACCAUAAACCCUGCCUAUGUCACUCAAAAGCACCGCUACUCAUACAUGAUUGUCAAUCGCGGUAAAUCGACUUUUUUCGACGGAAUCGUGAAAUUUGACGCCGAAACCAAGGGAACUCGCUUGUGGGGCCAUCAUGCACACUCUCCGGGCGAACCCAUCUUUGUCGCUGACCCUAAUGGCUCGAAUGAAGACGAUGGCGUAGUUUUGAGUGUAGUUCUCAAUGGGAGAACCGGCAGGAGCUACCUCCUGUGUCUUGACGCCCAUGACAUGAAGGAAUUGGGUAGGGCUGAUGUCAAUGGGCCGGUGGCAUUCGGGUUCCAUGGCCAACACGUUCCAACCCAUGGAAUGCCAACGGGUGAUUACUGA
Aspergillus melleus is the source of this 1668-nucleotide messenger RNA. Its product is annotated as carotenoid oxygenase family protein. Lineage: Eukaryota; Fungi; Ascomycota; Eurotiomycetes; Eurotiales; Aspergillaceae. Gene Ontology annotation, biological process: carotene catabolic process. The record is from RefSeq and is a predicted model, not a curated record. Gene Ontology annotation, molecular function: carotenoid dioxygenase activity. The coding region runs from base 1 to 1668 and encodes 555 amino acids. The transcript has 2 exons.